Rodentolepis nana is the source of this 1896-nucleotide messenger RNA. Lineage: Eukaryota; Metazoa; Platyhelminthes; Cestoda; Cyclophyllidea; Hymenolepididae. The record is from the annotation of a GenBank genome assembly.
AUGGACGGAGCAAUUUGGGAGGAGGCGGAGGGAAGAGGAUAUUUGGUGGUGGUGGUGGUGGUGAUUAAUGCAUGUUUUGGAUGCGUGACUACUAUUAUAUUACAGCUAUUCCCUCUUCUUCUCCUUCAUCUUCUUUCUCUCCUUUUUCUGCCAGACGCCACUAGUAAAGCAUGCGAUACACAACCCUGUAAAAACGGCGCAACCUGUCGGGAGCGUGUCAUUCCUCAAAGUAUAUACUUCGAACCCCAAAGUCACCUCCCUUAUGAAUGCGAUUGUACAUUCGGUUGGGAGGGUGAGAAUUGCACGGUGAACGUAGACGACUGCAAAGGCAAUCCUUGUCUCAAUGGCGGCCAAUGCGAAGACAAACCCAAUGCUCAAUUUGUCUGCCAUUGCAAAGAUGGCUUUAUUGGUCAGAAGUGCGAAUUCCGGGAUCCUUGUGCUGACUUUCCAUGCCAGAACAAUGGCCGAUGCGAUUCCUCACCCCUUGGAGUCUAUCAGUGCAUUUGUCCGCGUUGGUAUGAGGGACAUAAUUGUGAAAAAGCGAAAAUGCCCUGCGAAUCAAGCCAUAACCAAUGUCGCCAUGGCAAGUGUGAGACACUCUAUGAAGUCUACGAGACUCGAGCGCAGAAUAAACCCAAGACAGCGUCUCGUAUCUCGGGUUUUCGGUGCAAUUGUGAACCUGGGUGGACAGGCAUAUUUUGUGAUCGACCUUUUGAUAUCUGCCAACACCACCAAUGCCAAAAUAAUGCCCAAUGUGUUAGCUUGGGUGAUCACUAUGAGUGCAAAUGUCCUACAGGCUUUGGAGGUGAUCUAUGUGAACGAGAAAAUAGUCAAUCAACUAAGAAGCGUGGCACUCAAAUCGACAUGGAAGAACAUUGUCGACAACUUGGAUGCACGAAUGAAACUAAUGGAACGUGUUCUGGAAGAUGCGUUCAAGCUGGAUGCUUCAAUCAGGAACAAUUAAACGCUUGUAAAGAUUGGAUCGAUUGCCUGGAAGCGACGAAAUUGGAAUUUGGUGUCGGCCAACCUUCUUGCGUGGAACGGUACCGUGAUGGUGUCUGCGACUAUGAGUGUGCAAUAUCCAGCUGCUUCUACGAUGGCUUUGACUGCACAGAUUCGGGUGUGCCUUAUGAGCAAACAAUUCAUCUGCAAUGGCUUAGUCUGGUUCGCAAGAUGGCGGGUUUGCAGAAUUUAGUUUUUCUAACAUGGCGACUUCGUAAUGCUACUUUUGUGAUCACGAAGACUGUUCCCAGGUCAUCAUGUCCUACCGGGGAGUUCUGCACUUCAGUCUACAGAGAUGGAACAUGCCAUCCAGAAUGUAAUAUUCCUGUGUGCGGAUUUGACGGUGGAGAUUGUCUGAAUAUUCCACAUCCGCUUCAACCUAAAAUAGAUAACAUCCGAACCGGUUACAUCGGUCUAGUGCUCGAUACAAAUAAAACCACAUAUUUAGAGAUGGAAAGGAUUAUCCAGGCUCGUAUAGCUGAUGUUUUAAGAGCAGUUGUUCGGCCUGCUAUUGACGAGAAAAGUCAACAACCCGUUAUUGUGGAGAUGGAUGAAGGAGCACGAAUUCGGGUGACACUCAUCAUAGACUUACUCCCGGAAGGUUUUCAUGCCAGUCCUGGUGAGAUCUAUGAAUCGGUUAAUCAAGCCGUACACACAUUAAAAGCUGUGUUGGAUAGGAGGGUGCUAGAUCUGCCCGUUCCAGUGGCUCAGCUAUGGGUGGCAAAUGAUCCUUUGGCUCCUCCACCUGACAGCUCGUCACCUAAAUUGCCUAUCCUAGGUUCUAAAGAUGCGAUUGGGCUUUACAUUGUUCUCUGUGUUCUUUCUGGAGGUAUGUUCAUUUGUCCUUACCCAUAUAUUCCUCUGCAUUCCGGUGAAACUUUAAUACCAGUAUAG